AUGUCGAUUGGACAUCCGUCUACCGUCCCGGCAUUCGCGCUCCAGAACCGGUCGGUAAGCAAUCGGAACCGUUUGGUCAAAGCGCCACCAAGGACAGCGGAUAGCUUCAAUUCCAACUCCAUCGACCCCGUGAACAUCGGGCAACCGGAGAGCUUCCCAACGCCAGUCCAAGCGACCAACGCGCGGAGGAUCCUCGAACUCAUGCGAUCGUCGUGCGGCAGAAUGGAAGGAAGGCUCGCGUUCCGGAGAGGGAACGUCGACCAGUGGACAUUGGCGUACUGUAGCGUGAACGAAGAGGCCGGGAGCUUGGUGUAUGAGAUAUACAGCAACAAGAACGACAUGAACCCAAAGACCUUGAUCCCCGACCUUCGAAGCUGUCAGAUCCGCACCGGCUUCGAUGGCGAAGGUCGCAUGCCGUACUUGGAUGUGUGUCCGCACUGCUCCAACCUCGAAGUCCACCUUCGCCCGCACACCCAGGAUGAAUUCGACUCCUGGUUCGCCGCCCUACUCUGCUGGCAACCCAUCCGCCCCAAAGGCCUCCAGAAUCGCAUGACGAAGCCCCAAUCGCCGGUGAUCAGCGAACGUCGCCUCGCGGACUCCCGCCGCCAUUCCGAAGUCUCGUUGCUCAAGGAGGCGCCCAUCAUCAAGGUCGGCAAAAUGACGUUUUGGGACACCAGCGUUUCGCACAGCAACACAAGUGGCACCCCACGUGGCGUGCGGCCGCAGGUGCAGCGGAUGGAGAGCUUCGCGUCGAAGCGGUGGCGACGCGUAUCUUGCACGUUGCGCGAGAACGGUGAGCUCAAGCUCUAUUCCGAGUCGGACGUGACGCUGGUGUCGGUGGUACAAUUGUCCCACCUGUCCCGAUGCGCCGUGCAGCGAUUGGACCCGUCUGUGCUGGAUGAAGAGUUUUGCAUCGCCAUCUUCCCGCAGUACUCCAUGACCUCGACGCACAUUUCUCUAGUUCGCCCCAUCGUCCUUUCUCUCGACACCCGCGUGCAGUACGAAGUGUGGGUCGUCUUAUUACGCGCAUUUACUAUUCCGCAAUUAUACGGGCCGAAACAACAAUCCAUCCAGGACGAGAGGUCGUCGCCUCAGCCUUCGCAAGGCCUCUUUAGUCCUACGACCGCAGACAUGUUCCGUAUGGAGCGCUCUUUGAACGUACGGAUCAUGGAAGCACGCAUUAUAGAUCACUCUUCCUCGAAGGCUCCGGAAUCGAGUCAUAAUGGGAAAUCCCCCGACCCAGGAAGCCCGUCUAUUGCGCACUACGCCGAAAUGCAGCUGGAUGGCGAGACACGAGCGCGCACUAUGGCCAAGGACGGGAACAAUCCGUUCUGGCGAGAAGAGUUCGACUUCCAUGACCUCCCCGACGUCACGUCCAUCGCUACGAUCCUCGUGAAAAAGAAAAUCCCGCAACAUCUGCAGAAGGAGAAGAAUAAUAAAGACGAAACGAGACGCAUCUUUGACGUGCUAAGUUCCUCAGCCAACCAUACUUCCAACGGCGGCUACUCCGACGUCAACUUCGACGCGACGGUGGGAAAGGUGGAUAUUGUGCUCGACGACGUUGACCCCGCCAAGGAGGGAGAAAAGUGGUGGCCCCUCGUCAACAGCUACGGCGCCCGCGUCGGCGAAGCGCUUCUGCGCCUCGAGGCGGACGAGUGUGUCAUCCUCAUGGCACGCGACUACCAGCCGCUAUCGGAACUACUCCACCGCUUCUCCAGCGGGCUCACGCUACAGAUCGCGCACAUGGUCCCGGGCGACCUACGACGGUUGAGCGAUUGCCUGCUCAACAUCUUCCAGGUCAGCGGCACGGCAGGUGACUGGAUCAUGGCGCUCGUAGAGGAAGAGGUUGACGGCACGGUGAAGGAGACCCCCGUGUCGCGGUUGCGGUUCGCGCGGCGGAUGGGGUCCAACGAGUCGUCGGAGAACUUCGGCAGCACGAGCGAGCGUGAGCAGCUGGUGCGCGACCUGGGGAAGAACGCGACGCUGGAGGCGAACCUCCUGUUCCGCGGCAACACCCUGCUAACGAAGAGCUUGGACACACAUAUGAAGCGGCUGGGGAAGGAGUAUCUGGACGAGAUCCUCGGGGAGAAGUUGACGGAGAUCGCGGGGCAGAAUCCAGACUGCGAAGUGGAUCCGAAUCGGGUGGCGUCGGGAGCGAGCCUCGAUCGGAAUUGGAAGCGGUUGAUCAAGUACACGGAGGAGAUCUGGUUUUGUAUUUUCCAUUCGGUCACGCGGUGCCCGCCGGAGUUGCGGCUGAUCUUCCGCCAUAUUCGAGCGUGCGCGGAAGAUCGGUAUGGGGACUUCUUGCGGUCGGUCAAGUACAGCAGCGUGAGCGGCUUCCUGUUCCUCCGGUUCUUUGUGCCGGCAGUGCUCAACCCCAAGCUGUUUGGGCUACUGAAAGAUCAUCCCCAGACACAAGCCCGCCGCACAUUAACCCUCAUUGCCAAGUCCCUGCAAGGGCUCGCCAACAUGAGCACCUUCGGCUCCAAAGAGCACUGGAUGGAGCCCAUGAACGUCUUCCUCACCUCGCACCGCCAAGAAUUCAAAACUCUCAUCGAUAACAUCUGCAGCAUCCCCUCCUCCGCGUCCCCCCUCCCCACCCUCACCCCCUCCUACAGCACCCCCAUCCAAAUCCUCCAACGCCUCCCCCCCACUUCCCGUGAAGGCUUCCCCUCCCUCCCCUACCUCAUCGAUCACGCUCGCAACUUCGCCAACCUCGUCGCCCUCUGGCUCGACCGCUCCACGCCCAUGGCCAACAACAUCCGCCCCUCCGACGGCGACCUCCUUAAGUUCCACCGCCUCUGCGUCGCCAUCGCCGCCCGCACCACCGACUGCCUCGCUCGUGCCGAGCGCGCAGACCGCCCGUCUAGCGCCCUCAGCGUCCGCUGGGAGGACCUCAUAGAUCAGCUGGGUCAUGUCGCUGGCAUCGAGGCGCAGCAGGGCGCC
Molecule: messenger RNA, 2946 nt
Organism: Eremomyces bilateralis CBS 781.70
Lineage: Eukaryota; Fungi; Ascomycota; Dothideomycetes; Eremomycetales; Eremomycetaceae
Product: Rho GTPase activation protein
Exons: 2
Biological process (GO): regulation of GTPase activity
Source: RefSeq, a predicted model, not a curated record